Cornus florida is the source of this 809-nucleotide messenger RNA. RefSeq names its product peroxiredoxin-2-like. NCBI's taxonomy places the organism in Eukaryota, Viridiplantae, Streptophyta, Magnoliopsida, Cornales, Cornaceae. The record is from RefSeq and is a predicted model, not a curated record. The transcript has 3 exons. Gene Ontology annotation, cellular component: cytoplasm. Gene Ontology annotation, molecular function: thioredoxin peroxidase activity. Gene Ontology annotation, biological process: hydrogen peroxide catabolic process; cell redox homeostasis; cellular response to oxidative stress. The coding region runs from base 154 to 642 and encodes 162 amino acids.
UACAUUUUCAUUUUUUAAUUUUUUUUCCAUAAUUAAGAGUUUUACUUGCUAGACAGUUUGGACUCUAAAGACUCCUCCGAACUCUAUAUAUACCCUCUCCUUCCUCAUCAUCAUCAUCAUCAUCACAACAGAUUAAUUAAUUUAUCACAAACAAUGGCUCCGAUCGCAGUUGGUGCUAAACUUCCCGAUGGCACUCUCCACCACUUCGACGCCGAAGAUCAGCUCCAAAGCGUGUCCGUACACUCCCUCGCCGCCGGCAAGAAGGUCAUCCUCUUUGGUGUUCCCGGUGCCUUUACUCCCACUUGCAGCACAAAGCAUGUACCGGGCUUCAUUGAGAAAGCAGAAGAGCUAAAAUCCAAGGGUGUGGCCGACAUCUUGUUGGUUAGUGUGAAUGACCCGUUUGUGAUGAAGGCAUGGUCAAAAUCAUUCCCAGAGACGAAGCAUGUUAAGUUCCUAGCAGAUGGGUCAGCAACAUACACCCAUUUACUAGGGCUAGAGCUGGACCUGUCGGACAAGGGGCUUGGCACUCGAUCUAAAAGGUUCGCUCUCUUGGUGGAUGACCUCACCGUCAAGGUUGCAAACAUUGAAGAUGGCGGAGAUUUCACUAUCUCCAGUGCUGAUGAUAUCCUCAAGGCUCUCUAAUUUCGUCGCCGCUUUCGUGUGCUAUAUCUCCACUCCAUCCAUCUCAUUAUGCAUUUAAAAAAGCCUUUUCGGCUGUGCUGUCUUUGAACAUCAUUUUAUUUAAAAUUUAUGUAACCUUAUGCUUCUAAUAAAUCUACUAUUUUGUUUCUUGUCUUGAAUGGGAAAAA